UCAUAUCGAUUGUAUUUCCUUGGGUGUUUUACAACUGAUUUCCAUUCAAAAUCACCGUUUUUCGCUUAAGUUCAGUGAGUGAUUCCAUCGAGCAGUUGGUGGGCAUACCUCGCAGCAUCGCGCAUUUGCACCUUUUCUAAUUCGGCAACUCAUUUUGCUGAACGAUUUCCAGCAGCGAUGCUACCCCGCUUGGCGUCGCUCUCACCCAAAGCCUCUCAUCUCCUCUCCCACUUACGUAAGAGCUCCAAUUCCCUUCUUCACCAUUCAAAACGUUUCAGUUAUUUCCCGCAGCGCUAUGCAUAUUCAAAAUGCCCCAUGUCAAUGCAGAGAAAAGCUAGGCAUUUUUCCUCCGCUUCCGCUGAGGCUCUAUUAGAUACAAAUUCGACUGGUUUGAGUAAACGAAUGUCGAAAAAGUUGCGUAGACACGCCCCGGAUACGAUUCUGCGUGUGAAUCUUGAUCGAUGCUCGAAAAACGGAGACUUGGCCGAGGCCCUUCGCCUCUACGAGGAGGCGAAGGCCGACGGCGUUGAGCUCAAUCAGCAUCAUUACAAUGUGUUGCUUUACUUGUGUUCUUUAAAACCUGAGGGUGGAGAGAAUUUUGAUAGAUUUGAUAAAGGAUUUGAGAUUUUUAAGCAAAUGGGAGUUGAUAAAGUUGAUCCAAAUGAGGCAACAUUCACUAACAUUUCUAGGUUAGCAGCUUCAAAGGAGGAUCCUGAAUUGGCUUUUGGUUUAGUUAAAAGGAUGAAGGAUCACGGGAUCGCGCCCAAAUUGAGGUCGUAUGGGCCUGCAUUGUUCGGAUUCUGUAAGAAGGGGAUGGCAGAUAAGGCUUAUGAGGUGGAUUUUCAUAUGCUGGAGUGUGGGGUAGCUGCGGAGGAGCCUGAGCUCUCCGCGCUCCUCAAGGUUAGUUCUGAUGUCGAGAGAGACGGGAAAGUGUACGAAAUGAUGCAUAGGUUGAGGGCAACGGUGAGGCAGGUGUCGGAGGAGACUGCAGCUGUGGUGGAGGAGUGGUUUGGUUCGAGAAAGGCUGGUGAAGUUGGAGUUGGGAAAUGGGAUGUCGGGGGCGUGAAGAGACGGGUUUUGGAGGGAGGGGGCGGAUGGCACGGCCAGGGAUGGUUGGGGAAGGGUGAUUGGAGUGUGGUGAGGACUAGGAUGAGUGAGGCUGGGGUGUGUCAAUCGUGUGGAGAGAAGCUCGUUUGCAUCGACAUUGAUCCACAGGAAACGGAGAAUUUUGCCAAGUCGCUUUCUAAAUUAGCCUCUGAGAGGGAAGUUCAGAGCCACUUUGCACAAUUUCAGGAAUGGCUUCAACGGCAUGGUCCAUUUGAUGCGGUGGUUGAUGGUGCAAACUUGGGUCUUGCUAAUCAACGUGUGUUCAAUUUCGGUCAGGUCAGGAGAGUCGUGAAUCAGUUGUGUCGAAUCAGCCCAACGAGGAAAUUACCCCUCGUUGUUCUACACCAAGCACGAGUCAGAAGUGGUCCGGCUCAGGAAAUUAACAACAAGAGAUUGUUGGAAAGCUGGAAAAACGCUGGUGCACUUUACGCAACACCUCAGGGUUCAAACGAUGAUUGGUAUUGGCUGUAUGCUGCUGUGAGUUCAAAGUGUUUGCUUGUGACAAACGAUGAGAUGAGAGAUCACUUGUUCAACCUUUUAGGCAAUAGCUUCUUCCCCAGAUGGAAAGAGAAGCACCAGGUCCGAUUAAAAUAUUCCAGUGAAGAUGGGCUUACACUGCACAUGCCACCACCAUAUUCAAUCGUCAUCCAGGAGUCGGAACAAGGCAGAUGGCACAUACCCACUGUCACCGGAGAUGACCUUGAGGCCCCGAGACAAUGGAUUUGCGCGACAAGGGCAAGACCGGACAUAUAGCUACUUUCCGUCACUAGCAACUAGAACAUUCUUUUAAGAAGAUAGUGGCAAAUACUACCAUACUUGUGGAUUAAUUUAUGAAUGAGUUGCAGCUGUCUUUGAUAUAUUAACAUUAUAUUACAAUCUAAUAGCAAUAACAGAACUCUAA
Messenger RNA from Salvia splendens (bonfire salvia), 2008 nucleotides. Its product is annotated as proteinaceous RNase P 1, chloroplastic/mitochondrial. Gene Ontology annotation, biological process: tRNA 5'-leader removal. Lineage: Eukaryota; Viridiplantae; Streptophyta; Magnoliopsida; Lamiales; Lamiaceae. Gene Ontology annotation, molecular function: ribonuclease P activity; protein binding. The record is from RefSeq and is a predicted model, not a curated record. Bases 178 to 1860 code for a protein of 560 amino acids. The transcript has 6 exons.